Messenger RNA from Lactuca saligna, 408 nucleotides. Lineage: Eukaryota; Viridiplantae; Streptophyta; Magnoliopsida; Asterales; Asteraceae. The record is from the annotation of a GenBank genome assembly.
AUGAAAGGCCAAAAACCAAUCAAUGAAACAAGGCCCAAAUAUGGCCUAAUUUUCCAAAUUGGGCCCAUGAUGUCUGGUGGCAACAAAGAGGUGGUAGGAAACGGCAAAAACAGCUCAUACUUGCGAACAUAUAAGCACUCAACCACUUGCAAGGCGGCAGAAACGCCGCCGACAGCAACAACAGGGGUGUUUCCCCAUGUUACAAGCACCGGAAAGACAAAGGAGAGGAGAAGCUUUACUUACCGAGAGCUUCUGGUUGCUUGUGACUCACGCAUCGACGCCCACAACGCGUUCCUUGGCCCUUGGCGGUUUUCUUGGCAGCUCACGACGGUUACCGCUUCACCUUUGACUUCGUCGGCGACAGGAGCGACAGUGGUGGUGUUCGACGGCCAUGCGACAAGGAGGUAG